AAAUGCCGUUUGGGGCCAUUUUUGAAGCCGAAAAUGUGAAGUGAUCUCUAAAUUUAUACUGGGCCGAGCGGGCCAGUGUCAAUGCGAACAUGGUGGGCCGACACAAUGGCGUCGUGGACCCGGGCCACUGUUCUUGUCGGACGCUGAACGUGACACCCUUCUGCAAAGUUUUGUGCAACUUUGUAAUAACUAAGCACCCAACAAACUGCAUUCAGCACAAUAUUUCACCUUGUACAUUUUACCCUUGGCAAAACGUCGACUCACUAUUGCCGUCGUAUGCAGAAGGCUGUUUUAGAUACAGCAUUGUUUCCACAGACGAAGAUGCCCUGAAGAUCUCAGCCUUGGGCCUUCACAACGGCCACAGUCCUCUGACUCAGCAGACCCUGACGGGGUCGUGCGUGCAGGCGGAGGGUGAAGGCGCAGGAAAAUACCCCGCGGGCGAAGAAGGCCGAGGUGCGCUGUCUCUAAGAGCGACGGAUGACGCCGCGGUCCAUAACAGCUGCCGGGCUCCGCCGUCGUGUCGACACGUCGGCGUCGACCUGGGCACCGGUCGCCUCCGCAGUCGAUUCGUGAAAAAGAACGGCCAGUGUAACGUAGUCUUCGACAACAUGGAGGACAAGCAGCGCCGAUACCUGGCGGACAUUUUUACCACCUGCGUGGACAUACGCUGGCGCUACCUCCUGCUCAUCUUCACCGCCACCUUCCUUUUGUCUUGGCUGUUUUUUGGCCUGGUCUUCUGGGGGGUGGCGCUGGCACACGGAGACUUUGACCUUCACCUCCCCGUCAAGGAAGGAGACCCUCAGAGCAAGGGAGAGGACAGGCAGGAUAAAUGGCGGCCGUGUAUACUGCACAUCCAGGGCUUUAUCGGGGCGUUCCUCUUCUCCAUCGAAACCCAAACUACCAUCGGAUACGGUUUUCGCUGCGUCACCGAAGAGUGCCCCGUGGCCGUGGUGACCGUGGUGGUGCAGUCCAUCGUGGGCUGCAUUAUUGACUCCUUUAUGAUCGGCACCAUCAUGGCCAAGAUGGUGCGGCCCAAGAAGCGGGCUCAGACGCUGCUCUUCUCACAUCACGCCGUCAUCGCCCUGCGAGACGGGAAGCUGUGCCUCAUGUGGCGCCUGGGGAACAUGCGCAAGAGCCACAUCGUGGAGGCGCACGUGCGUGCCCAGCUCAUUAAACCCAAGGUGACGGCCGAGGGCGAGUACCUCCCUUUGGAGCAGACGGACAUUGACGUCGGCUACGACGACGGGCUGGACCGCUUGUUUCUGGUGUCGCCGCUCGUGGUGGUCCACGAGAUCAACAAGAGCAGUCCUCUGUACGACCUGAGCAGCGCCGACCUGCAGAAGGAAGACUUUGAGAUCGUGGUCAUCCUGGAGGGCAUGGUGGAGGCCACGGCCAUGACCACUCAGGCCCGCAGCUCCUAUUUGGCCAAGGAGAUCUUGUGGGGCCACCGCUUUGAACCGGUGGUCUUUGAGAAAGGAAACCGCUACCACGUGGACUACUCUCGCUUCCACAAGACGUACGAAGUGCCGACAACACCCCAGUGCAGCGCCAGGGAGCUCAGUCAACGGGAAGGUCACGGGCGGGCGCCCUCGUCCUCCACUUCCAGUUUCUCACGGUCUCCGUCGCCGUUUGCUCCGAGGGCAGCCCGCCACCUCCUGGGCCUCCACUCCCCGAGCGCUUUCUGUUACGAGAACGAGGUGGCACUUUGUUGCGGCGACGAUGACCAGGAAGAGGAGGCGGGCGGCCCGGGGGCAAAUUUGCCAGAUGAACUUCCCGCGGGCUUCAAGGAGCCAUUUGGAAAGGAGCAGAUGGUGGAGAUGUUGUGCGUGCUGGACACCGAGAACCAGAUCGGUCUAGACAAACUCCAGCCCGGUCUUCCUUUGUACAUCAGUCGAGAGUCUGGUGUCUAAAAGAAGGAAGGGAAAGACUAACCUUUUCUUUGAGCGCAUCCGACCAAAGCAUUGCACUAAUGGACUGAACUGGCUUUUGGAACCGGAAGCGUAGUCUAUGCAGCUGAGCCGCAAGCUUCCGGUUUGGGGAAUUGUACAUUUUACAUAGGCGUUGAUCGUUCCAGGCGUCGAUGAAUCUCCGCCGUCAAGGUCAUCUCACACACUUCCUCGUUCUAGUCACUAUAACCUGUGUAUGACUUAUGAAAGAAUCAAGCUUUUGUUCUUGAUUGCACUUUUUUGGGGGGUGUUGUAAAUAUAGCGUGCUUUCAUUUCACUAUGGAACUGAUCAUUUGACUUCAGAUUCAUACAUCAGAGACAAACAGUAGAAAUAUUACAUUUUAGGGUGCGAUCACACACAUAGUCAAUUUUCUCCUGCGCGAAUGAGUCGAUCUGUUUGUAAAUGUGGUCCUUGGUUUCCCUCAG
Molecule: messenger RNA, 2372 nt
Organism: Syngnathoides biaculeatus (alligator pipefish)
Lineage: Eukaryota; Metazoa; Chordata; Actinopteri; Syngnathiformes; Syngnathidae
Product: inward rectifier potassium channel 4-like
Exons: 2
Coding region: 90-1910 (606 amino acids)
Biological process (GO): potassium ion import across plasma membrane; regulation of monoatomic ion transmembrane transport
Cellular component (GO): plasma membrane
Molecular function (GO): inward rectifier potassium channel activity
Source: RefSeq, a predicted model, not a curated record